Molecule: messenger RNA, 249 nt
Organism: Oppiella nova
Lineage: Eukaryota; Metazoa; Arthropoda; Arachnida; Sarcoptiformes; Oppiidae
Source: the annotation of a GenBank genome assembly
UACUCGCACACCCAUAACAUCACAGUCACCGCAUACUCGCCGCUGGGAUCUGGAGAUCUAAUCAAAGAGCAAAAGCUUAUUGACAUCGGAAAGAAAUACAACAAGAGUUCGGCUCAAGUGAUGAUCAGAUGGGAGAUCCAGAGGGGAGUGAUUGUGAUCCCCAUGAGUGUGAAGAAGCAGUACAUUAAGGAAGACUUCGAGGUCUUUGACUUCACGCUAUCCGAUGAGGACAUGAAGAAAAUCCCAUCU